UCCGCAAACCCCGCCAUGGCAUUUUCCCAGUUGGGAUACCAGUAUAUCCGCCCGAUCUACCCGUCAGAUCGCCAAGGGAACGGCAGCUCCCGGAACGGGGCAGAGCUCAGCCCGUCGGGAACGCUCAGCAACGUGUUGUCCUCCAUGUACGGAGCGCCUUACGCAGCAGCCGCGGCUGCUCAGGGAUACGGGGCUUUCUUGCCUUACACCGCCGAGCUACCAAUCUUCCCGCAGCUGGGCGCUCAGUAUGAGCUGAAAGACAGCCCCGGCGUCCAGCACCCGGCGUUCCCGCAUCACCACCCGGCUUUCUACCCCUACGGGCAGUACCAGUUCGGCGACCCGUCGAGGCCCAAGAACGCCACGCGGGAGAGCACCAGCACCCUCAAGGCCUGGCUGAACGAGCAUCGCAAGAACCCCUACCCCACCAAAGGGGAGAAGAUCAUGCUAGCCAUCAUCACGAAGAUGACCCUCACGCAGGUCUCCACCUGGUUCGCCAACGCCCGUCGGAGGCUCAAGAAGGAGAACAAGAUGACCUGGGCCCCGCGGAGCCGCACCGACGAGGAGGGCAACGCCUAUGGUAGCGACCACGACGAGGACGAUGAGGGCGACAAGCGAGACCCCGACGACGAGGAGAUCGACCUGGAGAACAUCGACACCGAGAACAUGGAGAGCGGCGGCGCGCCGGGGGCUAAAGGGGCCCCGCUUCUCCUGGGAGGGGAGGAGGACGAGGAGGAGGACGAGGAAGAGGAGGAGGACGAGGAAGAGGAGGACGAGGAGCCGACGGUGCGCUCGGCGCUCCUCCACUCGGACGCCAAGACCACCGACUCCGAGGGCUCCGACGGCGGUGGCGGCGGCUUCGAGGACUCGCCCGGCGCUCCGGAGCGCUUCCUGAAGGCCCUGGAGGCCAGGCAGCGCGCCUCGUCGCGGGAGCUGGCCCAGCAGCCGCGGACGCGCCCGCCCGCUUCGCCCGCGUCUCCCCCGACGGCGCCCAGCCCCGCGUUGCAGCCGCCGCCGCCGCCGCCGCCAGCCGCCAAGCCCAAAAUCUGGUCCCUCGCAGAGACAGCCACCAGCCCGGAUAACCCGUCGUCGCGGAAAUCGCCCCCGGGGGGCUGCUCCCCGCCGGCGGCCGCGGCCACCCCGCAGAGCCUCCAGCUGGUGGCGGGGUCCCAUGCUCCUCCGGCCGCCGCCGCCGCCCCGGCCGCCGCCGCCGCCGCCCCGCACAGACUGCUCUCGGCUUGCCCGCUGGGCAAGUUCGCCAACUGGCCCAGCCGCCCGUUUUCCGCCCAGCCCCACCAUCACCACCACCACCACCAUCACCAUCCUCUGACCUUACUGAACACUCCCCACCUUCUGGGACUCGGGGGGGCCAAUCCCAGCGCGGUCCCCAACGCGGCGGCCAUCGCUGCUUUCUCCCGACCCGCGGAUCAAGCGCAGAGCGCGGAGUCCUCCGGAACAGAUCGAUGUAGUGCCUUGGAAGUAGAGAAAAAGUUAAUAAAGACAGCUUUCCAACCAGUUCAGAGGCGGCCUCAAAACCAACUUGAUGCAGCUAUGGUUCUAUCUGCGUUGUCAUCAUCAUAGUUAAUUUUUUUUUAAUUAUUGUUCUAAUGAUUGUAAAAUAAAAUUCUCUGUAUAGUUACAACUUGUACGCAUGUCCAUGUAUUAAAUGAAAAGG
Elgaria multicarinata webbii is the source of this 1672-nucleotide messenger RNA. It is a transcript of the gene IRX3, whose product is annotated as iroquois homeobox 3. Lineage: Eukaryota; Metazoa; Chordata; Lepidosauria; Squamata; Anguidae. Gene Ontology annotation, cellular component: nucleus. Gene Ontology annotation, molecular function: RNA polymerase II cis-regulatory region sequence-specific DNA binding; DNA-binding transcription factor activity, RNA polymerase II-specific. Gene Ontology annotation, biological process: cell development; regulation of transcription by RNA polymerase II; neuron differentiation. Bases 16 to 1578 code for a protein of 520 amino acids. The transcript has 4 exons. The record is from RefSeq and is a predicted model, not a curated record.